This is a messenger RNA of Drosophila virilis, 11234 nucleotides long. Lineage: Eukaryota; Metazoa; Arthropoda; Insecta; Diptera; Drosophilidae. The record is from RefSeq and is a predicted model, not a curated record.
ACACUGUUACGGCAGCACGACCAUUUUUUUGAGGCGAUUUCGAUUCUUCUCAUAAGAAAACACAUUUAUUUUGAGCAACUAAAUAUGUGUGUGUGUGCCGUGUGCGUGUGUGUGUGAAGAAUUAAAACAAUAGUUAAUAAAAACUGAAAACAACAACAAUUAGUGAAUGAGUUGAGCGCACAUACAAUGGACAUAAGCAUUUAAUGCGGCUAAUGAAAUGGAAAUGGACUGUUUUAAACCGCAUAUGCUCGUGCCAGAGAAAAAUCGUUCACCACCUCUAACUCAGUGUCCUGUAGUCGCUGCCAUCUCUGCCGUCGCCGUCGCCGCCACUGCUUCUGGUUGGUGCUGCGCUGCCCUCUACCUCUGCCACAGCCGCUGCUGCCACUGUCUGUGCUCUACGCACGCAUCGAUUUGGGCUAAACGUUAGAUACCUCCUAACGCAGUUGUUAGGGUGGAAAAAUAUAAGUACAUAAUAAUAAAAAGAAAUGCUGUGCAUUUUUCAAUUAAUCUAUGCCCAAACCUAUGCAAUUGACGCUACAGCAAUAAAUUCGAGUGCAAUAUUUUCAAACGAACUAACAAAUAAAAAAAACAACAACAACAAAACACAUAAAUACGCCAAUACGGGCGCAACUCAAGCAGCAAAACAAAAGGGCCAACAAAUAAAGUUGAAUAUAAUAAGAGGCAAAAAAAAAUAGAAUUUUUUUUUUAUAUAAAUCUACAUAAGGCAGCAGCAGUGCAGCAGGCAGGCGGCAAAAUUGAGGAGCAGUGUAUAAAGCGGGCAAUUAAAUAAGCAGCAGUGGCAACAUUGAGCGAACACAAACAGCUUCCACAUGAAGACCAUGUCGCGCUUUGGCCUGCGCCGUGGCUUCAAAUUUUCCGAGGAACAGCAGCAGGUCAAUGGCAACAGCAGUCCAAUUGGACCAACCGCACAAAAGCUGGCAACGCCGCCGCAACGCAAAAAGCGCAAUUGCAGCCUGCCCAGAGAGCAGCCAGAUCAGCAAUUGGAACCAAUUGAUGUCGAACUCGAGUUGGACAGGCAACAGCAGCCCCCGCUGCCUCCCUCGCUGGUGUGCAGUGUGCCGCUGGAGCGUUUGCCGCGUCUCGUUGAGAAACUGCAACAGCUGCAACAGCAACAACAACAGCAACAACAGCGCGAACUUGAGGAAUAUUCGGCAACGGCUUUUAUCAAAGUUUUAUGCUUGUACUGUGAUAAGAAGUUCGCGUCCAGCAAGCUGCAGUCCAAGCAUGUGGACAAGUUUCAUACGGAACGCAAGGAGCGACGCUGCAGCAAUCGUUCGACCAACAACAAUAACAACAACAACAACAACAACAACAGCAGCAGCGGCAGCAGCAGCAAUAACAGCCACGCCCACUUUCCGGGAUGUCAGCACUGCAACAAGUCAAAGUCGCCAGCGUUAACCUCGCCAAUCUGUCUGCCCGCCAAGCAGCUGGAGCAGCUGUUCAAUCAUCUAAUCGUUAGCCAUGCGGACAAGUAUUUUGGCUGCCAGCAAUGCCAGCUGCGCUUCAACGAUGCACCGCAGCUGCAAAGUCACAUGCGGCACUUGCAUCAGCAACAGUUGCCCCCGCAACAGCAGCAGCAACAACAGCAGCAGCAACAGGAAACAUGCUCCAUGAUGGGCGCCGAGGAGCCGGUGCUGUUUCGCCUAGGUCUCACACAGAAUCGUUUGCCCGGCCAACGGCAGCGCAAUCGCAGCGCACGUCAGCAACGCGAACAGCAACAGCAGCAGCAGCACAGCAGCAGCAAUACCUCCGCCUCGGCCACGCCCAAGCAACAGCAACAGCAGCAGGCACGCAGCAGCAGUCGCGCCGCGCAGCGUCAGGCGGCGGCAGCAGCAGCGGCGGCAGCAGCGCCUCCUUUAAGCCUCGCUGCUGCCACGACAGCAACUGUUGCCGCUGCCAGCAGCAACAGCAGCUGCAGCAGCAGCUGCACGGCAACAACAGUUGCCUGCACGCCGGAGGAUGCACACUUCCGGAUGCCCAGCCAUAGUCAUGUGUUCGAUGACAACUUUUACAAGGAUGUGGUGCACAAUGUGCGCCACAAUUUGCAGCAUUUUCUCGACGGACGACUGCGCAGCGGACCCGCGCCGCCGCAGCCGCUCAGUACAUCGCCCGCCGCUGCGUCUAGCCUGCAACAGAUGGCGCUGUGCAGCGCCUAUCCCACAUUGCUAACAGCCGAACAAUUUGGCGAUGGCCAUGGCCUGGGGCUGGGCAUGGAGACGCUGCCGCUGCCGCUGGCGGCGAAGGCAGCUCGGCGGCCGCACACGAAGCACAGCUGGAAAUGGAAAUGGGAUUAUGUGAAGAAAUUUACGAUUAUCAACGAGAACGGACGCUUGGUCAAGAAGCUGAAGCAACCGUUUAUGGGGCUGCGCGAUUUGUCGCGCCUGGACAUGUGGACGCAGCUGACCAUGCGACAGAAGCACGACCUGGAGCAGGCGCAGCAGCAACAGCAACAACAGCAGCAGCAGCAACAACAGCAACAUCAGCAGCAGCAAUUGUUGCAACAGCUGCAUUUGCUGUUGGAUCGUCGCCUGUUGCCGCACAUUAUGCUCGAGCAAAACGAGCAGGCGAUUAUCAAGGAGGAACUGCCCGAGCAGCAACAGUUGCUGUCGCAACAGCAGCAACAGUUGCUGCUGCCAGCGCAAACAGGCGCCGAACAAAGCUUCCUAAAGCUGCUUCAGCUGCAACCACGCCAGCAGCAACUGUUGCAGCCGCGCCAGCAGCAACAGUUGCAGCUGCAGCAGCAGCAGCAGCAGCAACAGCAACAACAGCAGCAACAAUUGGUGCUCAGCGGCGAAUGGGCGCGCCCACGCUUAUAUUUGUGCAUCUGCUGUGGAGCCAAGUUUGAGCAGCGCAAGGCGCUCGAGGAGCACAAAACGUUUCGACAUUCGCACAUCUAUGCGACACACUAUGAGCUGGUGGGCCGUGAGCUGCUCGCCGGCAACUUGUUGCGGCAUCUAUUUAUGCCGAAGCGUGCGCUCAGCCGUUAUGCGGCCGAGCAUCAGCAACAGUUGCUGUCGCAGCACAAGCAGGAGCGAGCCGUUGUCGAGGAUGAGUCAAUGUUGUGCAGCUCAUCGAAUUGCUCGGCGGCCUCAUCGGCCUUUGGCCUGGGCACGGUCAGCGCCUCGCCCUGCUCGACAGCAACAACAGCGACAACGACAGCAACUGGACACAGCAGCAGCAACAGCAACACGACGUCCACGUCUGUGGAGGACAACGACAACAGCAGCGAUAUUAAGGGACUGCCGCCGAAUGUCAGCGCCUGCUCGCCGGCCAGCCUCAGUUUGAGUCUCAGCUCCGGCUCUGGCUACAGCUGCAGCAGCUCGCAGCCGACGGCGGCCAGCUGCACGAAAUGUGGCCGCAAAUGCAGCGGCCUGAUGGAUCUCUAUCGGCAUAUGCUGGACUGUUCCGGUGAUUAUGUUUGGUCAUUGGCCAAAAAGCGUAAAUAUCGUUAUUAUUGCGGCUCCAAGAAGCGACGCACCGCCUGCAAUAAGCCCGCCAAGCAUUUUGCUCAGCUGCUGCGCAAGAAUGGCAAAAAGGUCAAGAAACAGGGCCAGGUGGAGUCGGUGACUGGCCUGGAUCAGUCGGGCAACAAUGAUGCGUCCGAGGAGAGCGGCUCCAAUUGCUCCAAUUCCAAUUCCAAUUCGAACAAGACUAAAACGCCGCCGCGUCAAAGACCCAGCGAUGCCGAAUCCAUACGCAAAAUGCUGGAGAAUUUGCCGGCGAAGCGAGUUUGCAAAAAGAUCUUCCCAAUGGACAACAAGAAGCGCUCCAAGAAACAGGGCAAGCCAAACAAGAAGCUGCAAUCGCGCGGCGCAAAGAAGCUAUACAAUCACCAUCAUCAUCAUCUGCAUCAUCAUCAUCAUCAUUUGCAUCAUCACGCACUGCGGAAUACGCGCUCGCGCCUCGUCCGCGGCAAGCCAUCAACAGCAGUUGCAGCAGCAACUGUUGCUGCCGAACAGCAGCAGCGACAGCAGCGCAAUCGUCGCAAGCAGCAGCAGCAGGCCAAGCUGUUGCCUGUGAGCGAUGUCCAGCUUGGAAGCAACAGCAACAGCAGCAGCAGCAGCAACACGCCAACAAUAGCCGUAAACACUGCCAGCAUAGUCAACGCCAAUGCAGCCACAGCUACUGUUGCUGUUGCUGCGACAACAACAGCAACAACAACAACAACAGCAGCAGCAGCAACAACAACAACGGUUGCCUCGCCCAAGCAGCAGCUGAUGCCAACGCCGCCCACAACACCAGCGCCAGCAGCAACAGCAGCAGCAUCAACAACAACAACUCCACCAACAACAGCAGCGACAGCAACAGUUGUUCCCAGCAAGCAGCAGCAACAGCAUCAGCCUGUGAAGCGCAGCAAGCGCAUCAGCGACUGCAUUGCCAUGCUGACGGGCAAGCUGGAGGAGAAGCUGAAGACUGAGCAACAGCCGGCGGAAAAGGAGCAGCCAAUCCUACCGGCAGCAGCAGAGCCAACAACAGCCGAACAGCAACAGCUGCAGCCGAAGACGCCCAAACGCAAGGCCAUGUCCAGGCGCAUCAUCAAGCCGCACGCGGACGAGGCAGCAGCAGCAAUAGCCGCGCCUGUAACGGCAACAGUUGCACCUGCAACAGCAAUAGUUGCGCCUGCAACAGCAAUAGUUGCGCCUGCAACAGUAACAGUUGCGCCUGUAACAGCAACAGUGGCGCCUGCAACAGCAACAGUUGCGCCUGUUACAGCAACAAUUGCCCCUGUAAAGGCAGCAACAGUUGCUGGUCCGCCGCUGCCUGUGCCCGUGCCACUUCCUCUUCCACUGCCGCUGCCCGCCAAGCCUGUUGUUUUGCCAGCGUUGCCGCGUCGUGCCACGCCCACCAAGGCAGCAACCAAGCAAAUGUUGCCCAUACAAUUGCCACAGCAGCAACAGUUGCCGCUGGCGGUGCUGCCGAUGCCAAUGUCGAUGCCUUUGCCAUUGCCACUGCCGAUGCCAUUGCCUGCCCUGCCUGUGCCCCUGCCCGUGCCCGUGCCCGUCAAGCUGCCAGCACCAACUCACACGCCAGCAACUCAUACGCCAGCAACACCCACAGCAGCAGCAGCAGCAGCAACAAUGCUGCUGCCCAAGCUGCCAUUGUAUCUGCCAGUGCCGGCCAGCUAUGUGCUAGAGCCGCUAAAUCUCAGUCAUGUCAAGCCGCCAGCACAUCAGCAGCAGCAGCAGCAGCAGCAACAACAACAACAACAGCAGCAACAGCUGCAGCAGCAGCAGCAACAGCUGCAACAGCAGCAGCAACAACGUGCCGCGGCAAUGCCAGCGCGUCGUCAAACGAUAUGUGGCUUCGAGGCGCGCAAUUUACUGCAGCUGGACGAGAUGCAGCCACUGGAUCUGUCCAAGAAAAACAAACGCAAACCAUCGCCAGCUCCUCCGGCUCCAGAGCAAUUGCCCCUGGGCCUGGGCCUGCCGCUUGUGCGCGGCACAGAUCCAACUGCUGCUGCAGCCGCGGCAGCAGCUGCUGCUGCUGCUGCGCAUUAUUAUUCCAAUCUGGAGCUACUGAAGAUACCGCAGGUGCGCCAGCCGGUACUGCCGCUGCCCAUGCCCGCUCUGGUGCCGCAGACGCCACUGACUGUGAAGGCGCCCGCCAAGAAACGCGCCGCGGAACUGGCCAGCAAAAAGGAGAAGCAGCUCAGUGUGACGCGCAUGGACGAGGUAAUCAACAAUCAUAUCGACGAUGCCAUCAACUCGGUUAUAUUGGCCGUGCAGGAGGAGGACGACGAGCAGCAGCAGCAGCAGCAGCAGCAGGAGCAUCAGCAACAAUUGUUCCAUAAGCAGCAGCAACUGUUUCAGCAGCAACAACUCCAACAGCAACAGCAGCAACAUCUCUCACUGCAUCAACAGCAGCCACAUCUCCCACAGCAACAUUUUCCGCUGGCGCCCGUGCCCGUUCCGAUACCAGCAACUGUUGCUGCCGUCACACCGGCAACAGUUGCUACUGUGCCCGCCCGUCAUCUGACGCCAAAGAAGCGCAAUAUGCGCUCCAAGACAAUCGAUUGUCGUUCCGAGCUGUUACUGGCUGCGUUGCCGCCAGCAAUAAAAGCCACGCCCACUGUCACAGAAACGCCCAUGUUGCUGGCGCAAAAUGGCAACGUCGAGCCGACGGCCAUGCCCCUAGCGACGCCCAUAGCAACGCCUGCGCCAGAAACAAUAAGCUGCCACGAGCAGCAACUGUUGCCGUUGCCACAGCAAUUGCCGCCGGCAGCAACUGCAGCAACAGCAGCAACAGUUGCUGAGACGCCCGCUGUAAAGCCAGCCCAGCCCGUGUCUGUCAUAUCUGUGGCGCCGCCAACAGCAACAAUUGUCGCAGCAGCAACAUUUGCCACAGCAGCAACAUUUGCGACAACAGCAACAUUUGCCACAGCAGCAACAUUUGUGACAACAGCAACAGUUGCAACAUCAACAAUUGCAACGACAGCAACAACGGGGACCUCGACGCGACGCAGCGCCACGCCACUGCUGGAGGAGCACAGCAGCAAUAUGAACAACAACAAUAACACAUCCUCCGGUUUUCAUAGUCUCGCUCAAUCCGAACUGGCCCAAGCGCCGCCAGCUGAACUCGAGCCGGAGCCCGAACCGGAGCCGGUGCCCCAAGCGAAGCUCGAGGCGGAGCCAACAGCUGAGCCUGAACCUGAGCCAGCGCCAAAAGCCGAACCAGUUGCCACGCCCACUGCCACGCCCAAGGAGGAUGCCAAGAAGAAGCAGCGACGUCGACGGAAAAACGAGCUGGCGGCAAUUGUUGCCGAUCAGCUGCUGGAGAGCUUCAAGAUCGACAAUGCGCGACGCGACAAUCUCAAAAAGCUGGAGAAUUUGGCGUACGAGAAGAGCGAGGAUCUGCUGCUCACGGGCAUGCUGCUCAUGUCCAGCACCAAACGCAAUGCUACGCUCCAAUCAGCAACUAUUGCCGGCGACACGAAGCGCAGCAAAGCCGUUUCCACGGACGCCGAGGCCGGGUCGGCCGGUCGUGGAAGGCCGAAGCGUCGCCAGAGCUGCUAUUAUAGACGCGGUCGCGGCAAGGCGGUGCCGCUUGGCGCCGAGACGAACAUAAGCGCAUUGAAAUCCUCGCUAGAAAACUUCUCUAUUGGCAUCGAGAAGCAGCUGCAGGCCAAGGAGGCGGCCAAGGCCAAGGCGACGCCGACGACUGCCGCCGCCAGCUGCAUAUUAAGACCGAGCAUAUUAUGCACGGCGGCCAAGGAGCAGCAGCAACGGCAGGAGAAGCAGCAAAAGUUGGAGGAGCAGCAGCAAGAGCAGGAGAAGCAGCAGGAGCAACAGUUGCCGGCGGCGGCAGCAACAGUUUCUGCUGCGCUGCCCACCUACAGUCGUGAUCCGCGGCUCAAUAAAAAUAUACACAAGGAGCCGGAGCAACAGCAGCAACAGCAGCAACAUACCCCGCAGCAACAUGCAUCGCAGCAACAACAUGCGCCGCAGCAACAUGCCCAACAGCAACAUGCACCGCAGCAACAACAUGCGCCGCAGCACGGCGACAAUCUCGAGGAGGAAGACAACUAUUUGACGGAAAUUGCCAAAAAUGUCAAUGAGAAAAUAAUGUCAUCCACGAACGAGGACUUUGAGUUUGCCAACGAUGAACUGGACCAGGACAAGGAUAAAUUCUAUCGGCCGCCGACAUCGAUGAGCGUGCGCAGCGCUCCAAAUCUGAAUGAUGAGCACUCGAAUUUUGGCACCGACGACGACGACGACGAGAAUACCAAUACGGAAAUCCUGGACAUGGACAUGGACGAUGAGCUGAGCGUCUAUACCAGCUACUCACAGGAUCUGGGACGCAACGGACGCCGGCGGCGACGCAGACGUCGCAGCGUCCUCUUGACCCGCCGGCCCAAGAAGCGCAGCACACGCAACGGCGGUCAGCUGGAUGAGGCGGACAAAUAUGCCUGCCAGCUGUGCGGCAAAAGCUUCUAUACGUCCACAUCGCUGUCCAAGCACAACAUGACGCUGGCUCACGUGUCCAAACUCUCCGAACUGGAGUAUCUGCAGGCCAAGAGCAAUGCGCCGCCAAGUCCGCCGCAGCCAAUGGAGCAGCAAUUGGAGGCGCCGCCUCAGCAGCUACGCGCCUCGGUGCUUAUGCCGCCGAUUCAGAUGCAGAUGCAAAUGCAGGCCAUGCCAGCAGCAGCUGCUCCAUUGUCGCCGCCCAGUCAUCAUGUCAUCACCGAGGAGAGCCUGCGACUCCAUGACAACCAACAGCAGCAGCAGCAGCAGCAACAGCACACGAGUCCCGCCCACAGCACCGCCCGGCUUAAUCUGAAUCCCGACGAGCGUCUCUUUUACGAAUGCUGCAACAUUCUCAAGAGCGCCGAGACGCCGCGUCUGGCCAGCGGCACGACGGCAUCUGUGAUUGUUAGCGCCGGGCGCAAGAACCUGGAGACGACGCCGACGCCGCCAACUGUUGAGCCAGCUGCUGAGUCACUGCCGCCGCCAGCAUCUCCAUCUCCAUCCCCAUCCCCAUCCCGAUCUCCAUCGCCAACAGCUCCUGCGCUAGCUCCUGCUCCCGCUCCCGCUCCCGCUCCAAUUCCGACUGUUUCCCAUCAACCUGUCAUCCAGCAGCUGUUUCGUAAUCCGCCCGCGGCCACGCCCACACCAACCCCCACCAAUCAUCAUCCGCAACAUCAUCAUCCGCAGCAGCAUCCGCCUCAUCCUCAUCAUCAACACCAGCAGCAUCCGCCUCCCCAUCAUCAACAUCCGCCUCAUCUUCAUCCGCCUCAUCAUCAUCAGCAGCAUCUGCAUCCACCCCCGCAUCGCCUUUCGCCCAGCUACUCGGCCAUGUCGCAGUUUUCCGCAAUGACCGCAACAAACAUGACCACGUCGCGCUUCAAGACAAAGGCCGCCAUGAAGGGUUACGAGACGAAUGUGACGACGCAUCUGCAGCUGGACAUGGAUCUGGCGAAGACGGCGCGCGCCGUUUGCAAGCUCACCGAAUUGGCGGACAUUGCUUUGGGCAGCGAGAAGCCGCCGGGCGUUGACUAUAUGUCCGCACAGAUCUUGCCCAGCAACACGGAGCAGCAACAGCAGCAAUUGCAGCCGCAGCAACAGCAGCAACAAUUGCCGCCGGUCGCAACAGCAGCAACUGUUGCCGAGCCGAGCUCCACAUCCUCAAAGACAAUUAUGCACGCCUCCUCCAUAAUCAAGGGCCGCAUCAUUAUACCGGAGCGUCCGUUCAAGAAUAUUGGAUUGGAGGAGAAAGCGCCAAUUACCUUCCAGAAGCCCAAGACGAGCGUCAAUCUGUUAACCGAGGACAACAAUAGCGUCUCUACGGCCAGCUAUUCGGAUCGCGAUGAUUACGAUUUUGGUACGCUCAGCUGCGAGGAUGUGGAUGCAGAGGGGGAAGGGGAUGGAGAUGCGGAUGGGGAGAGUGUAAAGUUAAGAACGCAGGAGCAGCAGCCGCCGGAACAGGAGCAACAGCAGCAGCAGCAGGAACAGGAGCAACUGAAGCCUGCGGCUGGCAUGAUUGCGUGCUCCGCGGCCAGCUGCUCGAGCAGCUCCAGCUCCUCUACGGCGUCCAGCACACAGCAGAGCAGCAGCAGGAGCAGCAGCUCGAGUCGGGCGACAGCUAAAACGUUCGAGAACAAAUCCCUGAUCAUGGGCCGGAUCUUUAAGCAUGCGAGCAGCGCCAAGGUGGGCACAACGCCGCCCAAGCUGGCCGUGAAGAGUGCGCCCAAGGAUAAGGCACAGCUGGAUCAGCUUUUCGAUGAGCUGCGUGGCGCCGCCAAGCCGCAGCAGCAGACGCUCAAUGAGCAGCCGCAGUUAGAGCCCUUGGCAGUGCCUUCGCCAGCUGCGAUGCCAGCGCCAGCUGCGCCGGUGACGACGAAAUGCGGCAAGGCGAGCGCACGCAAGGAUCUGUCCAAGCUGCAAACGGAGCUGGGCAUGAGUGCCGAGGAGCUGGAGCAGCUCAUCGAUGAGGGUCAGCGCAAAUCGAAGCGACGCUGCGCCACAAAUCGGCCCAAAAAGCUGGUGGAGACUUGGAGCUCCGAUGAGUACGAGGAGUUUCUCUCCACCAAGGACAUCAUAGCCCUCAUCGAACAGAAGGAACAGCAGGAGCAGCGACGCAAGCGCAAGACUAGCGAAGCACAAGAGACGCCGGCGGGGAACAGGCAACGUGCGGAUCGGGAAAAGUCCACGCAGACCGUGGCAAAUGCCAAAAGCCGCAAAACACGCAAACCCGAGCAACUGGCGGCGGCAGCGACGCAGCCAAAACGCGCCAGGCAGCGCAGCAGCGUCGCAGAGCCGACAACGCCGGCCAAGGCCAAGCCGAAGGCUAAGACGAAGGCGAAGGCAGCGCGUGGCAAACCAGCCGCAGCCAAAGCGCAGCAGCAGCAGAAGCCGGCAAAGACGCCAGCAGCGGCGGCGGGCAGCCGCAGGCGUGGCAAGCAGCAGGCAGCGGAGGAGUUGACGUCGACGACGACUCCGGCGCAGCAGCAGCGUACACGUAGCAGUCGGCAGCAGCAGCAGCGGCGAACGCUGGCGCAGCCAGUCGAAGCAGCAGUAGCAGCAGCAGCUGCAACAAACAACAACAACAACAACAACAGCAGCAGCAGCAACAAAAAUUUGAAAACGAAACGUAAAUCGCAAACACAUCGCCAGUCGCCGGCGCGCCGGAAGCGUCCGGCCAGCGAGAAGCAGUUGUAUUAUUGGAGCAGCUCCAGCGAUGAUGAAUUCGGUCGCAUCCAUGUGGAGGCAGCAGCAGCAGCAGCGGCGGCAGAGGCAGCGGCAGCGGCAGCACAAGCAGCAGCAGCAGCAGCAAAAGCAGCCGACGCACAAGCCAACAACGCACAAGCCGACGAAGGCGUGCCGCCACCGCAGCCGCAGUUGAUGGCGCCGCCGCCGAAGCAUUUCGAUGAUAGCGAGCAGUAUCAGAAGCACGGCUGGAUCGUUGGUGACUCGCACAAGAAGCUGGUCAAGCUGCUGGCCAUUGCCAAGGGCAGCAAGAAGGUGGACAAUUGCGGCGUCAAGCGGCGCACGCCCAAACGCAAAUGCUAGAAGCGAUGCACAGUUGGGAACAGCUGCCAACUGCCAACUGCAAGCAAAAAAUGUAUUUCAUAUAUAUAUUUUUUCCUUUCUUUAAACACACACACACACACAUCUAAGCGUUACAUUAUUUAGGUUAUUCUAUGUUUUUUUUUAUUAAAUGUAUUUAUAAUUAAUAAACAAAAAUUGCGCGAGCAACAAAUAAAGAUUUGAGCACAA